AUGUCGGAAAGGGCCCUCAAGAGCGUGGGACGAGCCCGCCACGGAUUUCCGGGCCCCUCCAAGGAAGCCCAUUUUGCCCCCGUUUCUCGGGAUGGCCUUGCUGGUCCACGGAGGACUCUGCCAGGACUGACGAGAUGUUUUUCCUCUCUCUCCCCCCCCCCCACUCCCCCAGCAGCGGCAGAAGGCCCUCCCUCUCGGCGGCGAAGAGGACUGCUCCAGCUGGCGGGGGCCAUUCAGUGCACGACCGGGCGCACCCCCUUUGCCUACCUGCGCUACGGCUGCUUCUGCGGCUUGGGAGGGGCAGGCUGGCCCAGUGAUGAAGCAGACUGGUGCUGCUUCAAUCAUGACUGCUGUUACGGGGAAGCGGAGAACGCCGGCUGCGCGCCCAAGAUGGAGAGCUACCUGUGGGAGUGCGAGGACAACGCGGCCAAGUGUGAGGACAUCGAAGACAAGUGCCAAAAGAUGGCCUGCAAGUGCGACCGUGAAGCGGCCAAGUGUCUGGCCAAAGCCCCCUACAACGCGACGCACAUCUUGUGGCCCGUGGAUCGCUGCGGGACGUCCACCCCUCCCUGCAAAGGCGAUUAACGCAGAGGAGAGACGGGGCUGGAUAGAGACUCUCUUUUUUAAAAUAAAAGCAGUAGCAGCUGAAAAUCUUCCCUGCAAUGGGAAGUCCGUUUUCUCGGCACCGGUAACUCCGGCUUUCCUGGCAAAUUCAGCCGUUCUUCCAUUAACAAGGAGCGCUCGGGCAUAACACCAGAAGAGCCCUGCUGGAUCAGACCCGUGGCCCAUCUAGUCCAGCAUCUUUCCCCACAC
This is a messenger RNA of Gekko japonicus, 813 nucleotides long. Its product is annotated as group 10 secretory phospholipase A2-like. Gene Ontology annotation, biological process: lipid catabolic process; arachidonate secretion; phospholipid metabolic process. The coding region runs from base 1 to 585 and encodes 194 amino acids. Gene Ontology annotation, molecular function: phospholipid binding; calcium ion binding. Lineage: Eukaryota; Metazoa; Chordata; Lepidosauria; Squamata; Gekkonidae. The record is from RefSeq and is a predicted model, not a curated record. The transcript is spliced from 4 exons.